Messenger RNA from Balaenoptera musculus (blue whale), 1750 nucleotides. It is a transcript of the gene KRT14, whose product is annotated as keratin 14. Gene Ontology annotation, cellular component: keratin filament. The transcript is spliced from 8 exons. Bases 166 to 1578 code for a protein of 470 amino acids. Gene Ontology annotation, molecular function: structural molecule activity. NCBI's taxonomy places the organism in Eukaryota, Metazoa, Chordata, Mammalia, Artiodactyla, Balaenopteridae. The record is from RefSeq and is a predicted model, not a curated record.
GGGAGUUGGCACUGUCCCCUGGGUGAUGAAAGCCAAGGGGAAUGGAAAAUGCCAGGCCCGCCCUUACCCAGGAGUAUAAAGCCUUGCAUCCUUUUCUCACUCACCUAAGCACCUUUCUCUCCUCUCUGCCUGCUCACUCGCUCACUCACCUCCGUCCUUGGCACCAUGACUAGCCACCAGUUCACCUCCUCCAGCUCCAUGAAGGGCACCAGUGGCUUCGGUGGUGGCUGCAGCCGCGGGCCUUCCACCCUGGUCGGAGGCUCCUGCCGGGCCCCCAGCGCCUACGGGGGCCAGUCCUCCUCCCGCUACAACGCUGGGUGUGCCUACGGGCUGGGGGGCGGCUAUGGCGGCGGCUACAGCAGCAGCAGCAGCUUUGGUGGGGCCCUGGGUAGUGGCUUCAGUGGAGGAUAUGGCAGUGGCGUUGGCGCCGGCUACAGUGGUGGCUUCGGUGGGGGUUCGGGUGGUGGCUUUAGCUGGGGUGAUGGGCUCCUGGUGGGCAGUGAGAAGGUGACCAUGCAGAACCUCAACGACCGCCUGGCCUCCUACCUGGACAAGGUACGUGCCCUGGAGGAGGCCAACACUGACCUGGAGGUGAAGAUCCGCGACUGGUACCAGAAGCAACGGCCCACUGAGGUCAGGGACUACAGCCCCUACUUCAAGACCAUCGAGGACCUGAGGAACAAGAUCCUUGCAGCCACUGUGGACAACGCUAGUGUCGUGCUGCAGAUCGACAAUGCCCGUCUGGCCGCUGAUGACUUCCGCACCAAGUACGAGACGGAGCUGAACCUGCGCUUGAGCGUGGAGGCCGACAUCAACGGCCUACGCAGGGUGCUGGACGAGCUGACCCUGGCCAGAGCCGACCUGGAGAUGCAGAUCGAGAGCCUGAAGGAGGAGCUGGCCUACCUCCGGAAGAACCACGAGGAGGAAAUGAAUGCCCUGCGAGGCCAAGUGGGCGGGGAUGUCAACGUGGAGAUGGACGCCGCCCCCGGCGUGGACCUCAGCCGCAUCCUGAACGAGAUGCGCGACCAGUACGAGAAGAUGGCAGAGAAGAACCGCAAGGACGCCGAGGACUGGUUCUUCAGCAAGACGGAGGAACUGAACCACGAGGUGGCCGCCAACAGCGAGCUGGUGCAGAGCAGCAAGACCGAGAUCUCAGAGCUCCGGCGCACCCUGCAGAACCUGGAGAUCGAGCUGCAGUCCCAUUUCAGCAUGAAAGCAUCCCUGGAGAACAGCCUGGAGGAGACCAAAAGCCGCUACUGCCUGCAGCUGGGCCAGAUCCAGGAGCUGAUCAGCAACAUGGAGGAACAGCUGGCCCAGCUGCGCUGCGAGAUGGAACAACAGAACCAGGAGUACAAGAUCCUGCUGGACGUGAAGACGCGGCUGGAGCAGGAGAUCAGCACCUACCGCCGCCUGCUGGAGGGCGAGGACACCCACCUCUCCACCUCCCAGUUCUCCACUGGCUCUCAGUCAUCCAGAGAUGUGACCUCCUCCAGUCGUCAGAUUCGCACCAAAGUCUUGGAUGUGCACGAUGGCAAGGUGGUGUCCUCCCACGAGCAGGUCAUUCGCACCAAGAACUAAAGCUGUUCUGCACUGUUCAGGCCUAGAAAGCUCCCCAUGUGGACGCAGAUUUCACUGGGGGAAUCCCCUAUCCUGUCCCCCACCCCUCCACCACAAGCACUUCACACCUGAGCCCCGUUUCACCCUUGCCCCUCCCAGCAAUCAAUAAAGCUUCAUUAUCUGAGUUGCACAA